Molecule: messenger RNA, 858 nt
Organism: Penicillium hordei
Lineage: Eukaryota; Fungi; Ascomycota; Eurotiomycetes; Eurotiales; Aspergillaceae
Product: DUF3425 domain-containing protein
Exons: 2
Coding region: 1-858 (285 amino acids)
Source: RefSeq, a predicted model, not a curated record
AUGAAGCAGACCGUGGAGCAACCCUCUAAAAAGCGGAUCGCUUUACGACCAUUCUCCGAGCGUCUCUCCGCAUGGCCGGAAGAGGAUUGGUCGGGUCUACAGAACAAAGAAUCGGGAAAGCCCUCGGAAGACAGAAAUAACCAACAUGACAACAACCCUCUAACUGCUAAAAAACAUGCAGUUACACGGCAGAUGAAUGCACAGACAUCAGCAACACAUACCGCAGUGGACGUGACCUCACUCAUCUCCUUGAAAGAAAUCGAGGAUGUGCAUAUCCUACACUCCCAUUCAAUAGCGACAAAAGCUACGAUGCAACGUUUAGAGAUGGCGGCGCGCCAACAUCAGAUGUUGGGGUCUCCACGCACCGAUCUUCUACUCCACCUUAUUCAGUUCAAUUUCACCAGAGCGCUCAUGGAAAACACAAUGAUCUUAGGUCUCACAUCGGAUCAGCUACACGACGAUGCCAUUUCACAAUUUUAUAGCAUUGGCCCGUGGCAAUAUGAUUAUGAGAAUUACCUUCCGCCCAGUCUACUGCCCACCCCGAUUCAACGCUCUCUCCCACAUCACCCCUGGUUAGACCUGCUUCCUAUCCCCCACAUGAGGGAUAAUUUGAUCUUAGCUGGAGACUUCGAGGAGGAAACCCAACUGUGCGUCGAUAUGAAGGGGGGUGAAAAUGCGCGGUCGGGAAGAACUGGUAUUAUUGUUUGGAGCGACCCCUGGGAUCCGGCGGGGUGGGAGGUUACGGAGUCUUUUGCUCGUGCUUGGGGCUGGGUUAUUAAGGACUGUCAUGACUUGGCGCGUUCCACAACCCGGUGGCGGGCAAUGCGGAAUGAAAGACCCCUAUUUCGUAUGAGCUGA